UUUUGCCUAGGUCAUUAAUUUCCCAAGAAAAUGGCAUUGGUUCCUUAUGAAGAGAGUGGCGUCCAUGGACUGAAGAAGUUUCACAAUUCCGAAGCUACGUAUCAUUUCGCCAAUCACUCUGUACGGAUCAGGCAAAACUGGAAAGAACUGGGUGUAGCAGCAGUCGUCUGGGAUGCCGCGGUCGUUCUUUGCAUGUACUUGGAAACAGGUGCCGUCGAUCUGAAUGGAAGAUCAGUGAUCGAAUUGGGUGCAGGAACAGGUUUAGUUGGAAUCGUAGCAGCAAUGUUGGGUGCCCGUGUAACAAUUACAGACCGUGAGGUGGCCCUGGACUUUCUCACGAUGAAUGUGAGAGAAAACCUUUCUUCUGAGCUGCAGGACAAAGUAUCUGUAACUCCGCUGACCUGGGGGAAAUCUCUUGAGAACUUCUCGACAUUUGAUGUCAUAGUGGGAGCUGAUAUCAUUUACCUAGAGGAGACUUUCCCAGAGCUACUGAAAACAAUUCUCCACCUCAGCUCGGAGGACUCUUUGGUUCUGUUAUCGUGUCGCCUUCGCUACCAGAGGGACCAGAACUUCCUAGAUAUGCUGAAACAGGAUUUUGUAGUAACAGAGGUUCAUUAUGAUAGUAAUACCGAUGUCCAUAUAUUCAAAGCUCACAAGAAGACUCCACGGAACGAGCUUUAAAUGACAAAAUAAAAACACUUUCACAUUC
Molecule: messenger RNA, 709 nt
Organism: Spea bombifrons (plains spadefoot toad)
Lineage: Eukaryota; Metazoa; Chordata; Amphibia; Anura; Pelobatidae
Product: protein N-lysine methyltransferase METTL21A-like
Exons: 3
Coding region: 31-681 (216 amino acids)
Biological process (GO): peptidyl-lysine methylation
Cellular component (GO): cytoplasm; cytosol
Molecular function (GO): protein-lysine N-methyltransferase activity
Source: RefSeq, a predicted model, not a curated record